Messenger RNA from Brienomyrus brachyistius, 7389 nucleotides. Its product is annotated as ADAMTS-like protein 3. Gene Ontology annotation, cellular component: extracellular matrix. The coding region runs from base 289 to 5553 and encodes 1754 amino acids. NCBI's taxonomy places the organism in Eukaryota, Metazoa, Chordata, Actinopteri, Osteoglossiformes, Mormyridae. The transcript has 32 exons. Gene Ontology annotation, molecular function: metalloendopeptidase activity. The record is from RefSeq and is a predicted model, not a curated record. Gene Ontology annotation, biological process: extracellular matrix organization.
UCCGCCUCGAGUCUCGCAGCCCUGUCGGGAUGAGACAUAUGGCGGGGAAUGCGCAUAGAGGAGCAACACCAAGAUUCAGCUCCCGGCCGUGACCGCUUGCUUUUAUUGGUACAUCAUUUAUGCGUGUUAGUACGCUGGGAUAAUAUAGUUUUGUAACCAAGUAAUAAAGAGAUGACGUAGAUAUUUUCCUGAAAUAUUAGUCUACAUUCAACCAGAGCCCAGCACUCACAUCAUCGCAGACACUCGAGGUUACCAUAAGGAGAUACUUCUUUCCCGGACAGAAGUGAAAUGCGCCCCGGACGUCGCAAUCCGAGAAGCGCGGUGGUGAUGAAGAUCGCUCUGCUUAUCUGGGAGCUCAGCCUGGCCAUCAUCAUCAUCAUCUCUUCUCGUGCGCAGAUGUGUGCAGGCCAGUUGGAAAAUGCCUACUUCCUUCCGGAAUUUGCGCUCUCCCCCCAGGGGAGUAUCCUGGAGGACACGACCGGCGAGGAGCUCGUGACGUAUCGCUAUGACGAUCAGGCCUCAAGGAUGACACGCUCAGACGAGGACGGCGAUGGCGGCUGGGACGCCUGGGGAGGCUGGAGCGAGUGCUCCCGGACCUGCGGGGGCGGAGCCUCCUACUCGCUGCGCCGGUGCCUCAAUGGAGAAAGCUGUGAUGGGAGAAGCAUCAGGUACCGGACGUGCAGCAACACCGACUGUCCCGCCGAGUCUGGGGACUUCCGAGCCCAGCAGUGCUCCGCCCACAACGACCUCAAGUACCAGGGCCAUACCUAUGAGUGGGUCCCGGUGACCGACCACCCCCAUGCCCCCUGCGCCCUCAGGUGUCAGGCACGGGGUACAGCCCUGGUAGUGGAACUGGCCCCCAAAGUAUUGGACGGGACUCGCUGCAGGGAGAGCUCACUGGACAUGUGCCUCAGCGGGGUCUGCCAGGAGGUGGGCUGUGACCGCCAGCUCUGGAGCGGCGCCAAGGAGGACGGCUGUGGGCUGUGCGGGGGCGACGGCUCCACAUGCCGGCUGGUGAGCGGACAGGCGUCCCUGCACGUCACGGCGGAGGAACCGCUGAAGACUGUGGUUGAGGUUCCUCUGGGCAGCCGCGGUGUGGGGAUCACGGCCAAAGGAGCGGGCCUCGUUAUAAUCGAGUCGCACAGUCUCUCAGGGCACAGAGAGCUGCGCAGUUUCGACUCCCCGGGACUGUACACCAUCGAGAACACUGCUGUGGACUUCCAGAGGGACGCCGACAAGCAGAUGAUAAUGGCCCAUGGACCCCUGAUGGUAGACUUUAUUGUCAAGGUCAAGUCCACGGCCCCAAGUGACUUGCUGGUCCACUUCACGUUCUACCAGCCCAUCCGGUACCAGUGGAGAGAGACGGGCUUCUUCCCCUGCUCCGUCACGUGUGGUGGAGGUUAUCAGCUCAAUUCGGCCGAGUGCAUGGACAUCCGGCACAACCACACCGUGCCGGAGCAGCACUGCCGCGGUCACCUUGAGGCCAGGAAGCCAAAAGCUAAGCUGCAGGAGUGUAACAUGGACGCCUGCCCAGAAAGUGACGGCUUCAAGGAGGUGAUGCCCUACGACCACUUCCAGCCCUUACCGCGCUGGGAGCACAGCCCCUGGACGGUGUGCUCGGUGUCCUGCGGCGGCGGAACCCAGGAAAGGGGCGUGGCCUGCGUGGAGGAGGAUGUGCAUGGCCAGGCGACCCAGGCGGAGGAGUGGAAGUGCAUGUACUCGCCGCGGCUGGCUGUGCAGCAGCACUGCAACGUGUUUGACUGUCCCCAGUGGACGGCCUUGGACUGGUCUCAGUGCACGGUUACCUGUGGGCGUGGCUUGCGUUACAGAGUGGUUCUGUGCAUUGAUCACAGAGGGCAGCACGCCGGGGGGUGCAGCGCUGGGCUGAAGCCUCCCGUUAAAGAAGACUGCCUGGUUCCCGUUGCGUGCUACAAGCCCCAAGAACAGCUUCCUGUGGAAGCCAAGCUGCCCUGGGUGAAAGAGGCUCAGGACCUCGAGGAGCCGCGGUCUGCCUGGGAAGAGCCCAUGUUCAUUCCUGGGCCAUGGCAGCCCUGCAGCGCCACCUGCGGGCCGGGCCUCCAACAGCGGGCGGUGCAGUGUCGGAUCCUGCUGGCCUUCUCUCAGGCCGAGGCGGACCUGCCGGAUGAGGAGUGCCCGGAGGAGAGGCCCGUGUCCCAGAGGGCCUGUCACCUGAGGCUCUGCUCUGGGGUGCUGAGCCCAAGGUGGCCCCCGCACACACUCUAUGAAUGGCAGUACGUCGGCUUUGCCGGCUGCUCCUCAUCCUGUGCCACUGGGAUGCAGGAGGCGAUCGUUAGGUGUGUGGACAGAGGGCAGGGGGAGCCGGCAGAUGACUCCUUCUGUGAUGCUUCCACGCGGCCCCCAGGGACGCCCCGGUCAUGUAAUCUCGGCCCCUGUCCCCCAGGGUGGGAGCCCAAACCCUGGACGCCCUGCACCGCCACUUGCGGAGCGGGGAUCCGCUCACGGGUGGUGCUGUGCAGCCGACUGGUGUCGCUGACGCCUCGCGUGACGGUCACGGUCGCCGACGAGGAGUGUGUGGAGUCCAAACUGCCUGUGUUGCAGUCCUGCAACCAGAGAGACUGCCCCCCCUCCUGGCAUGUGGGGGAAUGGCAGGAGUGCUCCCACACGUGUGGUGGAGGAACUCGGUCCCGAAAGGUCCACUGCAAACAGCUGCUCCACGACGGGGGGGUCAGGAAGCUGGCAGACACCUCCUGUACUGGGACCAAAGCCGCAGUCCGGGAGACCUGCGGCAGGACAGACUGUCCCGCUCAGCUGGCGGGGGCGGAGUGGUCUCCGUGCUCUGUCAGCUGUGGCAUUGGGAUCCAGACCAGAGAGCCCGUCUGUCGCAGGCGGACAGCUGCAGGGCAGCAGGUCACACUGGGUCAGGCUGCCUGCAGCGGCCUGCAAGCCCCGCCCCUCGUCCGGACCUGUCGUGUGAGCACCUGCGUCGGGCAACAGGGAGAGCAGAAGCCCAAGCCGUCCCAGAAGCGAGACCCGUACAUCCUGGCUCUGCACCGCAUCUACAUCCAAACCCAGCAGGAGAAGCGUGUCCACUUCACCGUGGGGGGCCGGGCUUAUUUGCUCCCUAGGACCUCUGUGGUCAUCAGGUGCCCAGUGCGUCACUUCCAGAAGGCCCUCAUCAGGUGGGAGAAGGACGGGCGGGCUCUUCCAAGCUCUCUGCGUGUUGCCGUCACCAAAUCCGGCUCCUUGAAGAUCCACAGCCUAGAGGCUGGGGACAUCGGGGUGUACCGCUGCGUGGCCGGGCCAGCCGUGGAGACCUUCGUCCUGAAGCUGAUCGGGAACCGUAACAGGCUGCUUGAGACAGGUGUAGAAGCUGAUCCUCAGGGUGAGCAGCUAGAGGAGAAGUGGAACCAGACAAAUAUGAAGUGGCAGGUCGGGAACCGAAAGAAUGAAUUCUACCUGGAUGAUGACCAUAGUCAGGAACGGACCUUCCUGCAGGUUCUAGGCAGGUCCCUGUCCAGCUCGACUGCUUCAGGUCGCCCUGUGCAGGACAAAGUCCUUCAAGGCGCCUACAGCUUGGAGCCCGAGCAGUUCGAGGAGCUGGUGAGGAGCCUUGGUCAGCUUGUCGGGCACGGGGACGUGACCGAAGGCCAGGUCUCGCAGUUGGUACGUGAGCUUGCGCCCCAGAAACCCAGGCCCCGGUUUGAGUUGGGGGAGGACGGUACCACGAAUACCAAGGCUUCCGGCAAGAACUCGACAGAAGGUGCCAGCGAGGGGAGCACCGGGAGACGUGAGAAGCCGGUCAUCGUUCGGCAGAAGCAGCAGCUCGAAGUAACUUUUGAGAAAACCGUCAACAUAAGUGUCGGGGGAAGCAUGUUUCUGACCAACACCACGCAGAGUGUGUCUCUGUCAUGUGCAGUGCAGGGAGAGCCAAAACCAUCAGUCUUCUGGAUCAAGGAUGGAGCUCCUGUACAGCCUUCAGAAAGGGUAUCGUGGGAUAGUGCUGGAGUCCUGCACAUCUCCAAACCCGGCGUGGGAGAUGCGGGCGAGUACAGCUGCACGGUCACCAAUGAGCUGGGCUCUGACACUGCAACCUCCCGGUUGCUGUUUGCUGAACCCCCAACAAUCAGAAUCACCUCAAGGGACAUGUCUGACCUAUGGGCCAUUGUGGGGGGGCAGCUCAGUGCUCGUCGCGGGGCCAACAUCACCCUGGAGUGUCCCGUCACAGGUGUCCCGCAGCUUUCGGUGACCUGGAGCAAGGAUGGAGGUGACCUGCCCCCAAAUGCUGUCCCACUGAGGAGAGGCUCUUUACUCCUCCACAACGUUUCCAUGGAGAAUGUGGGAUCCUACUUAUGCUGGGUCUCCAGUCCGCUGGGGAGGUCCGUAGCCUCCAGUCUUCUCCUGAUGUCGGGGGCCGCCCAGGGUAGGGCAGAGCGGCCACACAGGAGCCAGAAGAGGGUGCUGAUGGCCUCUCCUGAGGGCACUGAGGCCGUUGUCAGACGCGGGGACAUCUUGCGGAUAGGGUGUCCAGUCCUCCCCAACCACACCCAGGUCAUCAGGUGGACCUUCCAGAACCGCACCCUGCUGGUUCCCCACAGCCCGCAGCACAGGAGGCUGGCGGGGGGGCGGGUGCUGGAGGUGAACACGUUGCUGGCCAAGUCCAGCGGCACUUAUGCCUGCCAUGUGCCUGCAGGCCACCAGGGGGCGUCGGCCUGGGUUCGUGUCCACCUGGAAGGCUUGACCUGGAGCCCAGGGGAGUGGACUGCCUGCAGCGCCACCUGUGGGUCAGCUGGGACCCGCUCCUGGAAGGUGCACUGCGUCGGCCCCAGGAGAGAGGAAGCUCCCCCGUCGGCAUGCCAACACCUCCCCAGGCCUGAGAGGAGGCCUCAGCCCUGCAAUGUACAGGACUGUCCGCCGAGUUGGGGGGCCACGUUGUGGUCUGGCUGCUCCAAUCCCUGUGGUGGUGGAACCCGGCACAGGCAGGUUUCCUGCCAGCAGCUGAGCUCUUUCGGCACAGUCACAGUCCUCGCUGACUCCGCCUGCUCUGGAACUCCGCGUCCUCCCCACGUCGAGGGAUGCCAUGGACACUCCUGCUCAGGCUGGUUUGCGGGCCCCUGGGAGCAGUGCUCCGGACGGUGCCUAGGCCCUGCCUCAGCGAUCCAGAGCCGGCCAGUGAUUUGCAAGCAUCACAACGGCUCCACCCUCUCGGAAUCUCACUGUGAUCACAGGAACAGGUUAGCCUCCACGCGGAACUGCACGUCCGAGCAGUGCAAUGUGCAGUGGAGGGUAGGGCCCUGGAGAGCAUGCAGUGCAGCCUGUGGCAGCGGGAUCCAGUCACGCAGGGUGGAGUGCAUCCACAGGAGGACAGACAGGACCCUGGCGGAGCAGCGCUGUGGGUGGCGGCGACGGCCAAUCACAUGGCGGCAUUGUGUCAUCACUUCCUGUGGCGGUGAAUGUGUAGAUUCGACCCAUUACUGUGCUGCCGUGAAGGAGCUCAGCCUCUGUGUUAUGAAUCUCUACCAGCAGAGGUGCUGUCGGUCCUGCCAGGGGAAGGAGACUCUGCCCAUGCAGUGACAAGAUCUGGGAUUGGUCGAGGCACUAACUGGACGGCCAAUGAAAAUGAUGGACUAAUGUUCUGCCACUAACAUCAGCGCUUGUCAAUAAUAUUGUAUAUAUGAGGUGUACGUCUUUUGCGUCUGUUUUGGUGAAGAGAGACGUGAUUUUUUUUUAGAGUAUGACAGAGGAUGACCUAAGCAAGAGGCCUUGACUGAUACUUCCCAGAUGCCUUUAAUGUCUCCCUCACGUUUGCUGGAUGGUCUGAUGAACUUCCUGCAUCGCCAUCACACCUGUGCCACGGUGGUGGUGUUUUUCAGUUCACGGUAACAUAAUCGUGUUGUUUAUAUCUGCUGCCAACUUAAUGCUCUCACCAUAGCAGAGGCUCAGCGCCCAAAGCUCGUAAGCCUGGCUUGAUAUUAUAGUGGAGUUCAGGUUGAACUGGAACUACAGUACAACAGCUGAGUUCCUAGUGAAGCAGCAACCUACAGACAGACACUCCAGGAUCAUAACCGCUAUGCCACCUGUUGCCCAUGGUAUUUGAUGGAGAUGCACAACAGGGCAAUGUAUCAAACCCUGUGAGAUGACAGAAAAUGGUUGAACCUCUUUGAUUAUGUUAAGAAAGGCAUUGCAAGAAAGUUCUGUAUUAUAGAAUAUAUUUAGUAUUUCACAGCAUUGUUCCUAUGCCUGUAUAUAAUGUUUGACAGUACAUUGUAUAAAUCGCACUGCAAAAAAGUAACACAUGGUCAAUUUUUAACGAAUUAGGUCCAAACAUUUGCUAAACUAAACACAGAAGAGAAAAGGGCCUGUGGUUAUGUGCUGAAUUUUAAAAAGUGUUUUGAAAUGACAUUCCUCUCCUGGAAAAUCUUCCAAAUAGGCACCAAAUCGUUCACUGCGUGUCUGGUUCAGUUCCUAUCAAGCUGAGGACGACGUGCCUGGUGGGAAUCCACGGUGGUUGCAGCUGUGAACUGCCUGAACUUUUUUUGUGGACACGGAGUAUGUGAGAGAAACUUAUUUCCGUGCUUUACAGAGAUUUUACAAACUAAGAUGAAUGUUAAAAUGUAUUCUGGACAAAUCAAGAAAGUGAAUAAUGUCUCUCGGUAUUUCUGUAAGAGACAGACUGUAUGCGGGAUGUCAGAAAGGUGCAAGGAUUUCAUCCGGCCACCAGGGGUCACCCUCACUGGCAGCUGGUGCUUUCCUAGUAAUGGCCUUGUGUCCUUUUUUCAGUUGUGUUUCAAAACCUGCCUUUUAUAUAGGACUCUUAAAAGUGCAAUAUUGUACCCUGUGUGAUAACUGGCACUUUAUUUUCUUAUAACCAAAACCUGAAGAUCGCUGUAUCUUUCUGCCCUGUAUCUGAGAUUUAAGCACCUUCCGAGCGGAGUGUGACUUCCUGCUUCCUGGGGUGUUUUCCUGGCCUGAACUUUCUGUUUCUGCUUCUGAUUAGCAGGCUAACCUGCUGUUAGGCGCUGGGUCCUGUCAGAGAAACUGUGUUAACAAAAUAAAGACCAUAUUACCACCAAAUCCACUACAAACCUUGUAUACGCUCUUUAUUUUUAAUACUCUCCAAUAGCAAUUUUUCUGCAUGUUUUAAAAAAAAUAUGUGAAUACACUUGUGGUAAUGAAUUCAUAUCCCACAUUAUUUAAUUCUAAGCUUGGCACAUAUUAAGUUUUCCUUUGAAUAUUUCAAUACGUAAUGCUGAAACUGUACUAAACGUUUGUUCUCAUUAUAAACAUGUCCAAAUAUAAUACAGAAAGAUAAAGAAUGGUGUUUGAGUAAAAUCAAUGCUGUAAUGCUGUAAUAUGUUGCAACAAUACUUCCUGUAAAUAAAGAUCGAUCUGUUGAUGUUUUUCCUUUAA